Molecule: messenger RNA, 1605 nt
Organism: Penicillium egyptiacum
Lineage: Eukaryota; Fungi; Ascomycota; Eurotiomycetes; Eurotiales; Aspergillaceae
Source: the annotation of a GenBank genome assembly
AUGUUGUUGCAGAAUCUCCCACCUGAGGUGCUGGUCAGAAUUGUCAACAAUCUCCCUGCCGUGGAUGAUGUUGUGGCCCUAUCGCGGCAAAGUCGUGGACUGCAUAGUAUGAAUGAGGUGUCCAAUCAGCAGAAGUAUCACAAAUUGCAGUUGGGUCGAGAAAGGCGUGAACAGAAGUUUACAGACCAGCUUCAAGCCAUACAGGAUAUGUUGCUCGAAAUGUUGGCCGAUCCCUCUCUUGCAGACUACCUGCACCAUCUGGUCAUGCACGGAAGUGAUAUGAGCCCGGGUGCGUAUGGUCGCUCCUCCGAACCUAUCCCUCAACGCCCAUUUUCUCCGGAAAAUAUCGACAGACUCAAACAGGCCAUCCAUAAGGCCGGCAUUCAAGAAAAUCAGGACCGGGAAUCUAUGUUGUCUAGCAUUCUGCAGGAUCCAACCCACUUCAGGAAUGAUGGCAGCCCAGAACCAGUCGAGUUCAAGGAUGCGCUUGUUACACUGCUAGUUGCCAACGCCCCCAAUCUUCAAUCAUUGUCCAUGUUCCCCCUGCAUGGGGCCAAAAAUAGGCUUAUGGCACUACUACAUCGAGCCUCUAACGCACCUAGCCCAGUUCCCUACUGCCAAAAUCUACGAAAAGUCAACUUCCACCCAGAUGAUUCUCUAAAUGAGGGCACCGAAUAUGUGCCAGAGCCAUACUACCAUCGCCUGAAUUUAGUUCGAAAACUCCCCGCUAUUGAGUCUGUCGUUUUCAAGUUAGCAGCAUGGGACAAUAAUGCAGGCGUUCCUCUCCCGCCGCGCUGCGCCAACUAUAGCAAAAUCAGCAUUACGCACUCUUUCUUGCUUGAAUCUGAUCUUUGUCGAAUUAUUGAGUCGCCUAGAACACUGAAGAGUUUCACAUUUACUGUGGGCGGGCGCAAGGAUCCGGAGGGAGGACCGCAAACCCUAAGUGCAACUCCGCUACUUAGAUCCCUCUGGUCCCACCGAGAGACUCUGGAAGAGCUAGAUCUGAAUGUGGAAAGUCAUGCAGAUCGGCACGAGUUUUACAAUCCUGCUUUUCGGCCGAGGGAGGACGACGGCAUCACAGAGGACGACCAGGAAGACUACGAGGAAGAGUACGCCGAUGAGCUCCGCGAACUGGCCAUGCAAGACCCGGAAACUCCGCCAUCCUGCAUCUCGUUGAAAGAUUUCCCGCGACUGAAACACCUUAGCGUAGGCGUCCACACUCUGUGUUAUUUUGCACGGGGCGUUGGAUUCGGCGAGAACCGAUUCGCUAAUGGACGAAUUGGUGCCGAGGCCUUCAAUCUCGCCGAAAAUUUGCCGCCUAACCUCGAAUCUCUUCGUAUUUAUGGACGAGGAGAGGAAACAGAGUAUAAAUACUUCGAUUUCGAACCUGAUCUGGAUAUUGAUGCUCAACUUGACCAAUUAAUGCGCGAGAAGGACGCAAGAUCCUUAGAGAUUCUCGGGGGUGUUGAUAUCCCUAUCCCAAAUGGGAAGACUGUGCAUAACAGCGCAGACGAUAAUGAUUUGUCGCUGUACUGGAAAGAUCCAGAUGAUGAUAGAUUUGCCAACUGGGAGGAGGAUUUAGAGACGGUGAGAGCCGGAUGCUAG